Solanum lycopersicum (tomato) is the source of this 381-nucleotide messenger RNA. RefSeq lists its product as uncharacterized. Lineage: Eukaryota; Viridiplantae; Streptophyta; Magnoliopsida; Solanales; Solanaceae. Gene Ontology annotation, biological process: DNA integration. Gene Ontology annotation, molecular function: nucleic acid binding. The record is from RefSeq and is a predicted model, not a curated record.
AUGGAUUGGUAUGAAGCAGUGGAAAAGAGACUUAACGGGUUGAAUGAGCUUGAUGAGUUUUGCCUAAAACCAUAUGAAAGCUCAACCAUCUACAAAGUGAAGAUGAAGAACUACCAUGACCAAAAGAUUGAGAAGCGAGAAUUUGCGGUUGGGUACUUGCUGCUUCUUUUAAACUCCAGGCUACGCUUGUUUUUGAGCAAACUCAAGUCCAAGUGGACUGGGCCAAUCCUUGUUACUAAAGUGUUCCCACAUGGAUCAGUUGAGUCGGAGAACAAGAAGGGUGCAAACUUCACUUUCAAUAGGCAAAGAAUCAAGAUCUACUUAGGGCAUGCGGAGAGUGUUCAUGAAGUGGUUGACGCAUAUCACCCUGAUGAAGUCUGA